AUGCAUAUUGCGUAAUGAUUGCGAAUAGUCACGACUUAUUCUCAAAUUCGUAACGAAUACAUUCCGUUCUUUGGGAUUUAUCCGCAUAUCUGUAACUCAUCCACCAUCGUAAAUCAUAGGUAAAGAUCAUGUCACUAUUUACUCAAAUUAUUCGGCCGUCCACCAGGCUUUUUCGCAGUUUCCAGGCGACUGGUCUUCCGCACUGCCAGCUGCGAUUGCUCUCAACGGAGCUGAAGGAGCGGAUCGACGGGCUGAUUCAGGGGAAGAAGGUGGUCGUGUUCAUGAAGGGUGUCCCUGAGGAGCCGCAAUGUGGAUUCAGCAAUGCUGUUGUGCAGAUCAUGAGGAUGCACGGAGUAGAUAACUAUGAAAGUCAUAACGUCUUAGAAGAUAAAGAUCUUCGAGAAGGUAUCAAGGAAUACUCCGAGUGGCCCACGAUCCCACAGAUUUACAUGGAAGGAGAGUUUGUAGGGGGGUGUGAUAUCGUGAUACAGAUGCACCAGACGGGGGACUUGAUUGAUGAACUCAAAAAGAUUGGAAUCCGAUCAGCGUUACUGGAUGCACCCAAAGAAGAGGAGCCUUCAAAAUGAUACUCCAUACUGAUUGGAGAUUUGAAUUUAGGACAAUUUUGGAAAAUGGAGAAUCCUCUUGGAUGAAGUGAAUAUUGAGGGGUAAGUGACACAACGACGUAACUCCAGUGUGGCCAUUUUGAGAAAAUUUGGUUUAUGCGUCACUGAGCACUUCGGCCUUAUGGAGUUAAGUCUAUGUUUCACUAGCCAUUGACUUCAAUGGGGUGUUGGGUGGAGUUAAGUCUUUGUGUUUCCUGGAAAGCCCACAUUUUUCUGAACAUUUUGAUAUCAAAUACUCAUUUUGACAACAUAUGGAGUUACGUCUUUGUCUCACUGAACCCUCGAUAUGAUGUGCUGUGGAUACUGUUGAAGUAGUGUCAGCAUUUUAUUUCAUGUGAUCAUAUAUAGCAUUUGUUGUUACCUCUUUAAAGUACCAAAAUCACUCAAGUUUCACUUUCUGGUAUUCCUCAAACCACCUAAAGAAAUAAUGAGUGUGCCUUCAAGUGCUUUCUUAUUAGAGAAGUGCAAGGCUUGCAUGGACAACAGCUCACAUGUCUCGGGGUGAUCCACAAGCAAAAAUUCAAAAGUGUAAAAUUUGCACGUGGAAGGAGUGUGAGCUGAUGUACACAAAGCACAAAGUCCCUUAGGCUAUUAGAAAAAAUAUACAUGUUUAGCGUCCCCGCCCGCUUCCUUUUUGGGGGCUGCCUCCUAAUUUGUAUUUUUUUAAGAAAAAAAAGAAGAAAAACAUUGCUAAAAUAGAUCUAUUUCUGAUUUGAAGAAAAAAAAGAAAACAAAUGUCGGCGACCAUCUUUAAAAAUAGCCUGACUGUCAGCCAUUAUGAGAGGCCAUUUUGAAAGGAAAAAAAAAAAGGGCCUCCUUCCUAUUUUUCAAAAAAACAGGACGCUAAACAUGUUUUUUUUUUUUAUUUGGCCUUAUGGCUGGGCUCUAGGACUUACUUAUAGGCUUUUAAAGUUCUUAGAUGCACUCUAAUACAUGUUAUGAAGCAUUUUCAAACAAAAUUUUAUGACAAAAUUUUUCAUAAAUAAAUUCAUUUCAGAAAGGAUAUCCUGUUUCAUAUUUUCACACCUGUAUCUGAUUUUCACACAUGUACAAUCAAAAUUCAAAGCUGUUACAUGUUUAAACCCCUAGUAGACCACCUGCAUGAUGUAUUACUUCUGUUUCAUACUUUGGUUCUUUAUUGAGAAUGUGUUCCUAUAGGCAAUUUUGGAAAAAAUUUGAUGGCUAUCAAAAAUCAUAGAAACUAUAUUGUAUUUACUGUUUUUCCAAGUAAAUUGCUAUAUUGUGCAUAGGUGAAUUAAAGAUAAAGUUGAGUUCUUGUCCUGUGAUUGCAAUGUGAAAGAAAUUGUCUGGAAGUAUUUGAGAAUGGUUGAGUAUUAUGGUAAAUCAGAAUUGGUGCAUACACUGCAUACUGUGAGGUUUUUGAAACAUCAAUAUGAUAAGAAAUGUACUGCACAUAAAUGUUUACAUAACACAAGAAUGUAGUAUGAAAUUUUAAUUUAAACUUUUCAGUUAUUUCUCACCAUAUUUCAAGUAUAAGGGCAUUCUCAAUGGGCAAUACCUUUGAGGGGACAUUUAUGCUAUGAUAUUCUUCUAAACUGACUUUUAAAAAAGAAUGAGAAAUUGUUAAGUUUAAUUGUCAUCUUUAUCAAAAUUCAACUGAACUUGAUCACUGUAUUGUUUCAUCACAUUUAUUCCUAUGAUAAUGUAAUCUGGCAGUAGCAAGUUGUAAAUCUAUUAAGACUGAGUAACCAUUGGUAUCAACUAUCAAUCUGUUAAACCUUAACAUAAAUUUGACAGAAAUAUUUAGCAAUGUAACAUAUAACUGAAUUAAAUUUAUGUUCCAGUUUACUAAACAAAAGAAAGUUUUAAACAGUACAGAUUUGCAUGUUAUGCCUUGUAUUCUUUGAUGGAAGUACAUGUUUUUAAGGCCUAUGCAAAUUUAUCAUUACCGGUAUAACUUAUACAUGUAUAUAAGCGCACAAAUUAAUUCAUGAAAAUGACAUGAUUUGUGAUUUAAUUGCUUUUCUAAAGUACCUGUGAUAUAAAUACUUU
Messenger RNA from Strongylocentrotus purpuratus (purple sea urchin), 2639 nucleotides. It is a transcript of the gene glrx5, whose product is annotated as glutaredoxin-related protein 5, mitochondrial. The transcript has 2 exons. Bases 129 to 587 code for a protein of 152 amino acids. The record is from RefSeq and is a predicted model, not a curated record. Lineage: Eukaryota; Metazoa; Echinodermata; Echinoidea; Camarodonta; Strongylocentrotidae.